Molecule: messenger RNA, 3274 nt
Organism: Cucumis sativus (cucumber)
Lineage: Eukaryota; Viridiplantae; Streptophyta; Magnoliopsida; Cucurbitales; Cucurbitaceae
Product: kinesin-like protein NACK1
Exons: 14
Coding region: 248-3130 (960 amino acids)
Biological process (GO): microtubule-based movement
Molecular function (GO): microtubule binding; microtubule motor activity; ATP binding
Source: RefSeq, a predicted model, not a curated record
ACACAAACGCCUUUUCAUUUCGGAGAGACAAACGAUACUCCCUCUCUCUCUCUCUCUUUCUCUCGUUCUUUCUUUCUCUCAAAUUUCUAUCCGAAAACCCUCAUAAGGCAACUUCAUAGCUCUCUCUUCUGUCCCUGCGAGAUCAGAUUGUGUUGGCCAUCUAAGUUCCGACGCCAACAAUUCUGCUCGAAUUUAAUUAUUUUGGGUUCGACUGUGAGGGAGAAAUAGGCAGAUAUAAAGUAUCACGAUGACUAUCAGAACGCCUGCAACUCCAGCUUCUAAAAUAGAGAGGACGCCAGCGUCAACACCUGGAGGACCUCGAUCUAAGGAAGAAAAGAUCGUUGUUACUGUGCGGUUAAGGCCUCUGAGUAAAAAGGAGCAGCAAGCGAAGGAUCAAAUGGCAUGGGAGUGCAUUGAUGAUAAUACGAUUGUGUACAAAUCUCAGCCUCAGGAACGUCAAACUCAACCGGCCUCGUUCACAUUUGAUAAAGUUUUCAGUCCCGCUUCUUUGACUGAAGCAGUAUAUGAGGAAGGAGUAAAGAAUGUUGCCUUAUCUGCUCUAAUGGGCAUCAACGCCACCAUAUUCGCUUAUGGGCAAACUAGUAGUGGAAAGACAUUUACAAUGAGGGGGAUAACUGAGAAAGCUGUUAAUGAUAUCUACAAACAUAUUAGUAAUACACCCGAGAGAGAUUUUACAAUAAGAAUUUCAGGACUUGAAAUAUACAAUGAGAACGUCAGGGAUCUAUUGAAUACAGAAUCAGGUCGGAAUCUAAAGCUUCAUGAUGACCCAGAGAAAGGUACAAUGGUUGAGAAACUAGUAGAGGAAACCGCGAAUAAUGAUCAACAUUUAAGACAAUUGAUUAGCAUCUGUGAGGCUCAAAGACAAGUUGGUGAAACUGCCUUGAAUGACUAUAGCUCUCGGUCACACCAGAUAAUAAGGCUGACAAUUCAAAGUACCCUACGAGAAAAUUCAGAUUGUGUUAGGUCUUUUGUAGCAAGCUUGAAUUUUGUUGAUUUAGCUGGAAGUGAGAGAGCUUCACAAACACAUGCUGAUGGUGCUAGGCUAAGAGAAGGCUGUCAUAUUAACCUUAGUUUGAUGACGCUCACAACUGUGAUCAGAAAGCUAAGUCUUGGAAAGAGAAGUGGCCAUAUACCUUAUAGAGACUCAAAACUCACCCGCAUAUUGCAGCAUUCGCUUGGUGGAAAUGCACGAACCGCCAUUAUAUGCACAUUGAGUCCAGCAUUGACUCAUGUUGAACAAUCUCGGAAUACUUUGUACUUUGCCACCCGGGCAAAGGAAGUGACUAAUAACGCCCAAGUUAAUAUGGUUGUGUCGGACAAACAAUUGGUCAAACAUUUACAGAAGGAAGUUGCCAGGCUAGAAGCAGAACUGCGCACUCCUGAUCCAAAACGGGAGAAAGAUCUAAAAAUCCAACAGAUGGAAAUGGAGAUUGAAGAAUUAAAACGAGAAAGAGACCUUGCCCAAUCCCAGGUUGAUGAGCUCCGCAGAAAACUUGAGGAGGACCAGCAGGGUUUUAACCCAAUUGAAUCUACCCGUCCUCCAGUGAAGAAGUGUUUGUCCUUUACUGGUGCAUUGUCUCAGAGACUCGACAGCAAGGACCUUGGCCGUGGUAUGAUAUUAAGGCAGUCAAUGAUGAGACAAUCAUCUACUGCUCCUUUCACACUUAUGCAUGAAAUUCGUAAGCUGGAACAUCUCCAGGAGCAGCUAGGGGAGGAAGCUAAUAGAGCCCUCGAAGUAUUGCAAAAGGAGGUGGCUUGUCACAGACUGGGGAACCAAGAUGCCGCAGAAACAAUUGCCAAACUACAAGCUGAAAUAAGAGAAAUGAGAUCAGUCCGUUCAGAGCCCAAAGAGGUUGAGGUUGGGAGUGUUAUUGCUACUAACCAGAGUGUAGGUGCUAAUCUUAAGGAAGAGAUAACACGGCUUCAUUCUCAAGGUAGCACCAUUGCCAAUUUAGAAGAGCAGCUUGAAAAUGUUCAGAAGUCUAUUGACAAGUUGGUAAUGUCUCUGCCAAGUAAUUAUCAGCAGUUCAUGAGCAGUGAAUCAACUCCCAAACAAAAAAGUUCCACAAAAAAGAAGAAAUUGCUUCCUUUGGCCUCAAGUAAUAUUACCAACCGGCAAAACUUUUUAAGAUCUCCAUGCUCACCUUCAACAACUUCCCAACAAGUACUGGAGUCCGAUAUUGAAAAUAGAGCUCCUGAGAAUGAUGAUGUCAUCUCAUCUGAGAUUUUGCGCGAGUCUGAGAAAGAGACCCCAACAAAGAGUGAAGAAGGUGGAGAUGUCUCAUCAAAAGAGAGCACUCCUUGUUAUCGAAGAUCAAGUUCUGUAAACAUGAAGAAAAUGCAAAAGAUGUUCCAAAAUGCAGCAGAAGAAAACGUAAGAAGCAUAAGAGCAUAUGUGACAGAAUUGAAAGAACGUGUGGCCAAACUUCAGUAUCAAAAACAGCUACUUGUUUGUCAGGUCCUUGAGCUGGAAGCAAAUGAAGCAGCUGGCAACAAAUUAGAUUGUGAUGAAAACACAUUUGACCAGGAUGACGAUCAAGUUCCGUGGCAUUUAACUUUCAGGGAGCAAAGGCAGCAGAUUAUUGAGUUAUGGGAUGCUUGCUAUGUUUCCAUUAUUCACAGGUCUCAGUUCUACUUGUUAUUCAAGGGCGACGAGGCUGAUCAGAUUUACCUGGAAGUAGAGAUGAGGCGAUUAACAUGGUUGCACGAUCACCUAGCGGAAUUUGGCAAUGCUAGUCCAGCUCACGUUGGAGAUGAGCCAACAAUCUCUCGCUCGUCAAGCAUGAGAGCGUUGAGACGUGAAAGAGAGUUUCUUGCAAAGAGAUUAACUACACGUUUGACAGCAGAAGAAAGAGAUGCGUUGUACAUUAAAUGGGAAGUACCGCUUGAAGGGAAACAAAGGAAAAUCCAAUUUGUAAACAAGCUCUGGACGAAUCCUCACGACCCCAAGCAUAUUCAGGACAGUGCAGAGAUAGUGGCAAAGCUUGUUGGGUUUCGUGAAGGAGGCAACAUGUCCAGGGAGAUGUUUGAACUCAAUUUUGUUGUUCCUUCCGACAAAAGACCAUGGAUCAUGGGAUGGAACCCAAUUUCAAACCUUCUUAAUUUGUAAGAAAAUAGAUUUUUUUGUAAGUACCUUACCUUCUUUUUGUAUAUCUUGUAUUGUGUCUGAUUGGACACAACAAAAGAUUGAUCUUUUCGUAUCAUUACUUUCAAUCUGAAUAAAAGAAUUUAAUUCAUUUCUCCUUCUUGAUUA